UACACCACACUAGCUAGCUCUCGACCGAGGUUACAGCUAAGGUACAUAGACCACAUACGUCUGCUUGUUGGUUUGGUACGAAUAUAUAUCAUCAGCUGAAUAAUGGAGAUUACGGGCACCACGAUGCUGAAGCCGGCGUACCCCACGCCGCACCCGCUGGCCGGCGACAGGGUCCCGCUGACCAUCUUCGACCGCGCCGCCAUCGACACUUACGUCCCCAUCGUGCUCGCGUAUCCCGCCCCGGCGCCGUCCAACGAGGCGCUCAAGGAGGGCCUUCUCAAGGGCGUCGCACCGUACCCUCACAUGGCGGGCCGUCUCGCCGUCGAUCACCGGGGCCGGCGGUUCAUCCAUCUCAACAACGAGGGCGUGCUCGUGAUAGAGGCCGCUGCGACGACGGCUGUCUUGGCGGACGUGCUCGCCGCUGGCGGCAUGACCACGGACGUCGCUGACUUUUAUCCUACUGUGCCGGAGGAGAGCGUUGGAGAGGCGCUGCUGCAGAUCAAGCUCAGCCGGUACAGGUGCGGCGGGCUCGUGAUCGGCGUCAUGGUGCACCACCACAUCGUCGACGGCCACUCGGCGAGCAUGUUCUGCAGCACGUGGGCGAGAGCCGUGCGCGAGGGCAACGGCUUCAGAGCGCCGUCCCCUGCCCUCGACCGCGCGGCCACGGCUGCGCCUCGCGGCAUGCCGAAGCCGGCGUUCGACCACCGGUUCAUCGAGUUCAAGGGAUCGCAAGGCAGCAGCAGCGGCGGCGAAGACAAGUCUUACGAGGUCCUUCCAAUGGACAAGAUCAAGAACCUCACCGUGCACUUCCCGGCGGAGUUCGUCGCCGAGCUCAAGGCCCGGGUGGGCGCCCGCUGCAGCACGUUCCAGUGCCUGCUGGCGCACGUGUGGAAGAAGAUGACGGCGGCGCGGGGGCUGAAGCCCGAGGAGUUCACGCAGGUGAGGGUGGCCGUGAACUGCAGGGGCAGGGCGAGGCCGGCCGUGCCCAUGGACUUCUUCGGGAACAUGGUGCUGUGGGCGUUCCCGAGGCUUCAGGCCCGGGACGUCCUGCGCUUGAGCUACCGCGGCGUGGUCGCUGCCAUCCGUGACGCCGCGGCGCGCAUCGACGAUGAGUAUAUCCAGUCGUACGUGGAUUUUGGAGGGUUGGCCGACGCGAACAGAGAGGAUCUACUUGCGACGGCGGCUAUGGGCACGAUGCUCUGCCCGGACAUUGAGGUGGAUAGCUGGCUUGGGUUCAGCCUCCAUGAUCUCGACUUUGGCACCGGCCCAGCAUCGGCGUUCCUGCCGCCGGGCUUGCCGGUUGAAGGGCUGAUGGUGUUCGUGCCGUCACGCGCAUCAAAGGGCAGUGUCGACCUUUUCAUUGCCGUUGCGGAGGAUCACGUUGCGGCCUUCCAGAAUGUUUGCCACUCCUUGGACUUGGAUCCUCUCCCAGCGAGGAUGUAGGAUAAGGAAAUAUCGGAGUACGUACGGUUGUUUGGUUAAGUAAUUUUUUUUAUUUUUGAAAGGGGUUGUUGUUUGGUUAAGUUCAAUUUGUACAAACAUUCAAGAUAUAAUAAAUCAAAUAAUGAGGCUUGGGUA
Molecule: messenger RNA, 1578 nt
Organism: Brachypodium distachyon (stiff brome)
Lineage: Eukaryota; Viridiplantae; Streptophyta; Magnoliopsida; Poales; Poaceae
Product: tryptamine benzoyltransferase 2
Exons: 2
Coding region: 103-1443 (446 amino acids)
Molecular function (GO): acyltransferase activity, transferring groups other than amino-acyl groups
Source: RefSeq, a predicted model, not a curated record